This is a messenger RNA of Mesocricetus auratus (golden hamster), 3283 nucleotides long. It is a transcript of the gene Prkn, whose product is annotated as parkin RBR E3 ubiquitin protein ligase. Lineage: Eukaryota; Metazoa; Chordata; Mammalia; Rodentia; Cricetidae. Gene Ontology annotation, cellular component: mitochondrion; cytoplasm; endoplasmic reticulum. The transcript is spliced from 13 exons. The coding region runs from base 268 to 1665 and encodes 465 amino acids. Gene Ontology annotation, biological process: autophagy of mitochondrion; positive regulation of proteasomal ubiquitin-dependent protein catabolic process; ubiquitin-dependent protein catabolic process. Gene Ontology annotation, molecular function: polyubiquitin modification-dependent protein binding; ubiquitin conjugating enzyme binding; zinc ion binding. The record is from RefSeq and is a predicted model, not a curated record.
GGAGGGGGGCGGGACCGCGCGGGGCGGCGAGCCCGGGAUGACCGCCUAAGGCCUGGGAGAAACGCUGGUGGGAGGCUCGGGCGGGUGCCGGCGCCCGCGGCGCAGGCCGUGCUCGCCCCGCAGCCACCACCCGCCCGGUGACCAUGAUAGAUGGCUACUUUUGAUUAGAGCAUCCUGUCAACAUUCAACCUGGCCCAGCCUGCAGCGCCAAGCCACCACUGAAGUUGCUCUCAGUUCCCUCCCUCACAGAUACUGAGGUACUUUUGGAUGCUAGUGUUUGUCAGGUUCAACUCCAGUCAUGGUUUCCCAGUGGAGGUCGAUUCUGACACCAGCAUCUUCCAGCUCAAGGAAGUGGUUGCUAAGAGACAGGGGGUUCCAGCUGACCAGCUGCACGUGAUUUUUGCUGGGAAGGAGCUUCAGAAUGACCUGACAGUGCAGAACUGUGACCUGGAGCAGCAGAGCAUUGUCCACAUAGUUCAGAGACCAGGGAGAAAACAUCAUGAGACACAGGCAUCUGGAGAGGACAAGCCCCAGGACACCCCAGGGGGCUCGGCGUGGGGGCCCAGGAGCUUGACCAGGGUGGACCUCAGCAGCCACAUCCUGCCAGCAGACUCCGUGGGACUGGCGGUCAUUCUGGAUACAGACAGCAGGCGGGAUUCAGAAGCCGCCAGAGGUCCAGCAGUCAAACCUACCUAUAACAGCUUUUAUGUGUACUGCAAAGGCCCCUGCCACAGAGUCCAGCCUGGAAAGCUCCGAGUUCAGUGCGGCACCUGCAGACAAGCAACCCUCACCUUGGCCCAGGGUCCGUCUUGCUGGGAAGAUGUCUUAAUUCCAAACCGGAUGAGUGGCGUAUGCCAAUCUCCAGACUGCCCUGGAACCAGAGCAGAAUUUUUCUUUAAAUGCGGAGCGCACCCAACCUCUGACAAGGACACGUCUGUCGCUUUGUACCUGAUCACCAGUAACCGCCGCAGCAUCGCCUGCAUAGCGUGCACAGAUGUCAGGAGCCCUGUCCUGGUCUUCCAGUGUACCCACCGCCACGUGAUCUGCCUGGACUGCUUCCACCUGUACUGUGUCACAAGACUCAACGAUCGUCAGUUUGUCCAUGACGCUCAGCUUGGCUACUCCCUGCCAUGUGUAGCUGGCUGUCCCAACUCCUUGAUUAAAGAGCUCCAUCACUUCAGGAUUCUUGGAGAAGAGCAGUACAACAGGUACCAGCAGUAUGGCGCCGAGGAGUGUGUGCUGCAGAUGGGCGGCGUGCUGUGCCCCCGUCCUGGCUGCGGAGCUGGGCUACUGCCUGAACAGGGCCAGAGGAAAGUCACCUGUGAAGGAGGCAACGGCCUGGGCUGCGGGUUUGUCUUCUGCCGGGACUGUAAGGAAGCUUACCACGAAGGUGAAUGUGACUCGCUGUUCGAGGCCUCGGGCGCUACCCCUCAGGCCUACCGAGUAGACAAAAGGGCCGCUGAGCAAGCUCGCUGGGAGGAGGCCUCUAAGGAAACCAUCAAGAAAACCACUAAGCCCUGUCCUCGCUGCAAUGUCCCAGUUGAAAAAAACGGAGGGUGUAUGCACAUGAAGUGUCCGCAGCCUCAGUGCAGACUGGAAUGGUGCUGGAACUGCGGCUGUGAGUGGAACCGAGCCUGCAUGGGUGAUCACUGGUUCGACGUGUAGAGGGACUGCACUCAGGCACUGCUCCUGACCACACCCCGCACGGGAAACACGUGGACGCCUACCUUCUUAGCCGUUUCAUCUUCCCUGGCCAUAUAAGCACAUACAUGACGCACACGCACAAACACAGGCUGCAGAUUACAGAUGCGGUCUCUAGAUCUUUUCUCAGGCACCCACGGAAACCUGCAGCGCCCGCGCGCCGCUGGGCACCCAGGGAGAGGUGCUUUCAGGGCCUGGCGGAUGCAAAUGUCCGCGCUGGGAAGAGAGUACAGCCCCUUGUCUUGGAUUCCCGUCCCAGCAGGAAUCCAGCCGGAUGGUCACGUGGGCUGGGCUUUUCCAGGUUUAACUUCCCAACUUCACCUUCACUAAAUCCACGUAGAAAGCCGUGGGCGAAGCCAUAGCUCUCCAUGGCUGAUACCACGCUCUGUGUAAGUUAGACUGCCGUGGAGUCUCAGGAGCGCUCUCCGAGACCGUGAGGAACAGGGUGCUUACUCAGCAAUCACCUAUUCCCAGGGGGCCCUCCCGGGCAAUCGUCAAACAUACUUGUUUAUCCCCAAGAAUCCUAUCUUUAUAAAUGGUGCUGAUGAGAUGACAGCUCGCGGCAUACAAAUCAACUUAUCAACCAAGUGCGAAACUGGGAAACAUAAUUUGAAUGCAAACUGUUUGAAUUACAGGGAGGGCACCGAAGCGGAACCCACUUCCACACGCUUAAUUACCUGCAACUUUAGAAAUUGUUACAAAGUCUGGUUUGAAGGACUCAUACUGCAGCCUGGAAGUUUAAGCCCGUGCAUUUGUCUUCACUGUAAACUUAAUAGAGAAAGUGCCUAUAAAGGGGACUUUUUUUAAAGAAACAAUCCCAUGAUGCUAUUCCAACGCUAACAGCAGUGCAUGCCGGGUUUAUAUUUAUGGGAUACGCAGCAUUUCUAGAUCAGCUACACGAAAACAUGCCUGACCCUCCAUCAGAAGGGGAGACACCUCUGUGUACCCACUCCCUAGGUCCCAGGGAGUCCCAUGCACCCAGUGGUCCUACAGGCAGGGCCUUUUAUGCAGGACAAUUAGCACACUAGAAUAUUCCUUAGGUAAACACACAUCACAUUUGAAUGUUAAGUUUUCAAGAUUUUAUCUUUUUCCUGUUGUGUUUGGUUUGGUUUGGUUUGGUUUGGGAGGCAAUCAUAACAUAUAAAACCGUUUCCACUAGGCACUGUGAGCCGCAUUUCCUACCGAACCCUGUGCACAGGGGUGAGGCAUGGGCUCUGCCACACCUGCACUGUAACGGGUUUGGGGAAGCCGGAACAGUGUUUGCUCUUCUGCCCUGGGUCAAACUCCCUGGAGCUCCGGGGCUCUGCAGCAUGCUCCUUCCUCUCUUCUUUCUUUCUGGUGACGGCCUAUGCUUCCUUCAGAAUAGAACAGUGAUUCUUAAAAUAGCCUAAAAGGGAAAACACCCAUGUGUGUGAACAUGAGUCACAGCCUGUGUUGUGUGCGCAUGAGCGGUGGGAUAAAACGUGGAUGUCAAAAGAAUGGCAGCCAAACCUUUGCAGAGCGGUCUUUCUUCUCCGAGAAGCACAGUAAGAGACAUCUGAAGACCGCGUCACCCAGACUGUCAAUAAAAGAAUCAAAAGAG